UCUGACCGUCCGUCCCGGUGGCGUCCAUUCAUAUUAUUAUCCUUCAGUCGUGAUGUAGCGUUCGCGUGUGCUGCCGAUAUGUCCAUAAAAUACGCGUCACUGUACCGCGCGUCGCUAUUUUUUUUUUGUGUUUUUUUUUUUUUAUUUAUUACUCGUGCAAUAUAAUUAAUAAUAAUUAUAAUUAAACACGUAUUAAUGUAUAACAUAGGUACCGCAGUAAAUCACCCAUGUGCUUUCCUCAACCAACCACCGAUUGUAUACACGUUAUCGCAAUGUGCACAUUUAUAAAAAAGUACGCAUAAUUAUAUGUGUGAAACGAGAAGACUAAUGUUUUGUGCAAUAUCUAGAUGUAGACAAAUUAUAGCUCCUAUUCUCAAUUAUAUAGGUUAAGUUAAUACAUUAUUGUUAUAUGAAAUGUUAAAUAUAUGUAGUAUUUUUUACACUCUAUAUUGCACCGAGUAAUAAUUAAUUCAUUAUAAAUCACCAAUAAUAUAAACAUAAUUAAUUUCACUGAUUACAAAGUAUAAUUGUAUAGUUUUUAAAAAAAAAAAUAAAUUCACGGGAUACAUGAUUAUUUGAUUGAAUUUUGAAUAUUAAUAAAUGAUAUUUUAAACGUUUUUUUGAAAAAUGUUUGAUUAAACUUUGAAAAGCAAAACAUGGUUGAUCCCGGAAACAUAUUUCUCAACACGUUUUAUAUUACUUCCUGUCUAUCCAUCGCUUGUGUAAUAGCUCAAGAAUGGUUGAACGUAACAUCAAAUUAUACAGCGUUAAUGAGUGACCUCCAUAUCGACUUACUGGAGCCUGGUAUUGCUGUGCAGCUGUAUGAAGCGAAUAAUGAUAAUUACACAUUAAUGGGUACAAUGCCUGUCGAUAGGAAUUGGCAAAAUAUUACCAUACAUUGUGGCGUUAUCACUAAAGGUGGACACUAUAUAAUCCAAUUAAUUUCUAAUGACACAAUUGAGUACGAUGACGUAUUUCAAGACGGACAAACGGUCGAACUCGACGUCCGAUCUGCCAAUGCGUGCAAGAACGUCUCCAGAGAGUCGUCCCGAGGUUCUAUGGAACAUUUGAUUGUUCAUUCUGAAUAAAUUCGUGGUUACCCAAGAUUUAGGAAAAUACCUUUAAAAUGCCAUAUUUUUGGUAUCGCCGGUUUUUAUACAGCAGUAUUAAGGCCGCCCACACGCCAAACAGCCUUUACUCACGUCAUGGACGGGCAGUUAGAGGUUAUUCCGAGCAAUAAAUUCACCUUGGAUGUAGACGGAAAAUCAUUAUUCCAUUGUGAUAACUACGGUGGUGGUGUUCCUGUGACGUUUCAGUACCCGUCGUGUAUCUUGCCAAUUUCUGACAAAAUUAGACUGUUUGGUCGACAACGCGAAGAUGUGUCAACAUUGUUACCGCCGACUAAAUUGCAUUACAUAUCUGAGCAUCGAAUAGUUAAAGGGCGCCAUAGUGUGUACUUCGAUUGCGAAUUGUUCUCGGAAAAAUAUAUUGAAUAUUGUUUUGUCUAUGUUAAUCAAGCUAUAAACAGGGCAUAUACAAACAUCAAGACCAAGUGUGUGCCGACAUCACCAAUCACUGAAGACGAUUCCGGACAAUGGAGUAAAUGGAGUGAAUGGUCGCCGUGUUCGACUACGUGUUAUGGAGGAACUAGGAAUAGAUACAGGACUUGUGAUUCGCCCCCACCAAAAUAUGGAGCCAAAUUUUGUCAGGGUUCAUCAUUACAAACCGAAUCGUGCGGUGAAAAACAAAUGUCUGGCAAUGAAUGUGUCAAAAUUGAACAACAAAUUCAAAAAUACAAUAACACCUCAGCUACCGGUUUUUUGCCUACACAUGAUAGCGAUGAGCUGGGCGCUGAAUGUCGUUGUGGAUGUGUUAUUCACAUGUCCAAAGCUACUCGAACAUUAUCUGCCACGACGAAAGGAUGUCCUGGACGAUCGUUUUGGUUAAUAAAAGCUGAAGAUAAAACUUCUAUACAAUUUGAUUUCAUUCGACUGUAUUUAUCAUGCUCGGACCAAUGGAUUAAACUUCGCGAUGGCGACUCAACAGCUUCUAAUCUUUUAGCACAUUUAGAAGGCACUCCAGAUUCUAUAAAUCCUAUUAUGUCGACUGGAUCAUACCUAUUGGUAGAAUUUUUUUCAAGUACAACUGUACUAUCAAAUGGCGAUUGUUUUGGAGGAUUUUUUGCUCAAAUAAAUCGUAUCGGAGUCAAUAACUGGUCUUUACCAAAUUCAAGCCAUGUAAAAUUUAAUAACACCUUUAUUUAUUUUAUGUCAGAUAUCGAUUCGUUUUUAGCUACAAUUUCAGCAAUUUUAUUAUUUUUGCUGGUUACUUGUAUGUGUUUUUCCUUGCAAUUCGCUGAACGUAAACACAAAUACCAUAAAGCUAUUACUACAAUGGACAAACAUUCUAAUAUGGGUUCAACUUGCAGUAUGUUAAACGAUAAUGGAUGUAUGGCAUCAACUACUACUUUACAGUCACAUGUACCACCAAUUUUAGAAAUUUUAGAUACUGAUGAAAACCAAGAUGAUGUGGUUUUAGAAGAAACAAUUUCUGUGACUGGAAGUGAAAUAGUACCAGAAAAUAUAGCCACGUGUUCAUCAACAAUAGAUCAGUGUACGCCUUUUGUAUCUCAAACGUCGUUAUCUUCAAGGAAAAUUAUAACUCAAUCGACGUCUACUUUGAACGGCCGUCCAAGAAAUCAUAGACAAAAUCCAUUGACUAGUAGCACAGAUUCGAGCAUUCACGGUCAUGAUGUGUCGGACUUAGAAAUGGAUUAUUAUGAUUAUAACGUCCAAAACACAAACAGUGUACCUGGAUCGUAUAUAGGAAUGGACCCGGCUUAUUGCUUAUGGAUACCUCCUUUAUCGGACCAAAGUCCCGGGGAUCACCAUGAAAGUAUGGAAAUGUCCAUUUUGGAUAUAAAAAACGUCAAAUGCAAAAAAAAUUGCGAAAUUAGUAGCAAAUACAAUAAUAGGUUGUCUGCCGAUAGUGAAUCGACGUUAGUUGGCGAAGACUGCGUUUCAUUAAAAACACUAAAAUCAUCACCAAAAGCGUGUUUUACUAAAAAUAAACAAAAGGCUGAGUAUAUAAAUGAUUCGAGUAUCAAAUUUGUCGACGAAGAUGACGGAGUUGAUAUUAGAGAUGUUUAUGUAGAUAAUAAAGCAGCUUAUACGCAUUAAAUUUCGCUUUUAUAAACUUUUAAAGUUGAAUUUUAUACGACUAUAAUCUGUAUAUUGUACUUAAUAUAAUUUAUUUUAAUAUUCGAAUUUCAAAAAUGUAUCUUUUAUUGUACAUUAAAAUUUUGAUUUUAGAAGAACA
Messenger RNA from Aphis gossypii (cotton aphid), 3318 nucleotides. RefSeq lists its product as uncharacterized. The record is from RefSeq and is a predicted model, not a curated record. NCBI's taxonomy places the organism in Eukaryota, Metazoa, Arthropoda, Insecta, Hemiptera, Aphididae. Gene Ontology annotation, cellular component: cell periphery. The transcript has 14 exons.